Molecule: messenger RNA, 1299 nt
Organism: Penicillium bovifimosum
Lineage: Eukaryota; Fungi; Ascomycota; Eurotiomycetes; Eurotiales; Aspergillaceae
Product: undecaprenyl diphosphate synthase family protein
Exons: 1
Coding region: 1-1299 (432 amino acids)
Cellular component (GO): membrane; dehydrodolichyl diphosphate synthase complex; lipid droplet
Molecular function (GO): ditrans,polycis-polyprenyl diphosphate synthase [(2E,6E)-farnesyl diphosphate specific] activity
Source: RefSeq, a predicted model, not a curated record
AUGCCGGGCUCACUGCACAUGUCGCGGCUACGGAACUGGUUCCUCGCCUCUCCCCCGGUCGAGUACGCCAUCAACAGCCUUAAGGAGCUGCUGAUUGGCGCGCUCCAACAGGGCCCUGUCCCCCAACAUGUGGCUUUUGUUAUGGAUGGGAACAGGCGCUUCGCCCGAUCACAUGGAAUUGAGACAGUGGAGGGACACCAUCUGGGGUUCGAAGCUCUGGCAAGGGUGAGUGGCUACACCUUUGAAGCUCCGGCGUUGCACGGCAAGCGACCCUAUUCGUUGUGGCUGCCAAUACUAACGACUGAUAAGAUCCUAGAGGUCUGCUACAAGAGUGGAGUGCAGGUAGUCACGAUCUACGCGUUCAGUAUCGAGAAUUUUAAACGUUCCAAAUUCGAGGUGGAUGCGCUCAUGGAAAUGGCCAAGGUGAAGCUGUCACAGAUGGCUCAGCACGGUGACCUGCUCGAUCAAUAUGGAGCAAAGGUCCGCGUCUUGGGCCGCCUCGAUCUUCUCAAACCCGACGUCCUGGAAGCUGUCAACAGAGCUGUCGACCUGACCAGCCGCAACGGAGAUCGCGUCCUGAACAUCUGCUUCCCUUACACCUCCCGCGACGAAAUCACCUCCGCUAUCCGUGAUACAAUCAGUGAUUAUAGCACACCGAUUCAACAAUCUCGCUCGGCCGCCGCAGCCUCCCGCACCCCUUUCUCGGAAUCCCAUAUUGUACAUCAUAUACGUACCCAGACGCUCGGCUCGAAGACACACGAUUCAAACAGCGAUACAGAGUCGACGUCAAGCUCUUCGGCACAGGACGAGGAUUCAUUUUCUCGAAACGGCCGUUCCAAUCGCGUUUACGAGUCUGGAUCUUCCUUCUCCUCUUCCACAACCCUCCACCUCGGGGGCCAGCAAGAUCCCAAGGACUCUCCGCCGAGACCUGCAAAUGAAUCCGAUAGCCCUGUAUAUCUCUCUCCCGAAACAAUCUCUCGUCAAACACUCGACGACCGCAUGUUGACCAAGGACACUCCGCCGCUGGAUAUCUUGGUUCGCACCUCGGGCGUGGAACGUUUGAGCGACUUCAUGCUCUGGCAAGCUCAUGAGAAUACAGAAAUUGUGUUCCUCAAUGUCAUGUGGCCCGAGUUCGACUUGUGGCACUUCCUGCCCGUGAUGCUCGGGUGGCAGAGACGGAUUUCCAAGUCCCGGCAAGACCCCAAUGCAGAGGGGAACUUUGCCGGCGACGACGAAUCCAGCGGGGAUGAUCUAGAGACGAUGCUGCUGCGUCAAGGUGGAAAGCUCAAAGACAUCUGA